CAACAUUUGCAAUGUACAUAUAUAAUGCAAAAAAAUUGUUUACACUUUAGUUACAGUUUAGUUCACACAUCCAUACCAUUUGGUACCUACAACCAAAAUGGCGUCAUCACUUAAGUCAUUCUAUACUGGUAAAAACAUUCUACUCACAGGUGGUACUGGUUUUAUGGGCAUAACAAUGGUUGAAAAAUUGUUGCGUUCUUUUCCGGAAGUUGGCAGUAUUACUAUGGUUGUGCGUGACAAAAAGGGCGUCACUGUUGAAGAACGCAAAAAUUCUUAUUUUAACCAUAAAGCGUUUGACAGACUUAAGAAAGAAAAUGGCGUUGAUCAUAAUAAGAUACAGUUUGUCCAAGGUGAUAUUCAAAAAGGAAAUCUGGGAUUGUCACAUGCUACAAUUGAAAAAAUACAGGAUGAAAUAGAUUUGAUUGUUCACGGUGCUGCAAUGCUCAAUUUUAGUUUACCAUUAAAGUUUUAUAUUGAUUCUAAUGUACGUGCAACGCAUGAUUUACUUAAAAUUGCUGAAGGAUGCAGAAAACUAAACGGUUUUAUGUACAUAAGUACAGCUUUUUGUCAAACAAGACGCGCUGGGAACCAUACUACUGAGACCGUAUUGGAACACCCUAUAUCUCCUGGAGAAUUAUUACAAAUGGCAUGUCGUAUGACUUCUGACGAAAUGGAGGCACGUUCAAAUGAAUUAACAUUUGACUGGCUUAAUUAUUACAUGUAUAGCAAGAAUGUAACUGAAAAUAUGAUCAGCGAGUUUGAACGGAAGUUUCCCAUCGCUAUUUUUCGCCCAGCAGUUGUUGGUCAUUCUUAUGCUGAGCCAUCGCCUUAUUUCAUGGGCAAUGAUGUUGGUUUUCCUAAAGUUUUAAUGGAAGCAGGGAAAGGAUUGACAUUCUUCUGUAAUACUCUUGCAAACGCCAACACUGUACCAGUUGAUUUGACAGUUUACGGGGCGAUGGCAGCACUAUACAAUACAUCAAAGAAUAAGGGCUUAAAAGUAUACAACUACACGACAAAUAAUCACCCUUGCACAUUCUCUGAUGCGUUCAGAUUAUAUUCAAGUGGUGUCCCGGAUUAUGAAUCAGUUUUAGUUCCGUACAGAUAUAAAUUAAUGACAAUGGAUAACGUAACACCCGGUAGCAUUGAAGAGAAAUACCGGAAGCAGUUGGAUUUCUAUUACAAAUUCCAAGAAAAAAUCGGCUGGGUAUUGAAUACACCGUGGACGUACGAGAAUGAAAACAUUGACGCCCUCUGGUCACAAAUGAGUGAAGUAGACAAAGCGCUGUUGCCAUUUGACGUGCGGGCUUGCGAUUGGCCAAAAUAUUACACAAAUAUGUUUGCUAAACAAUUCGGACCUUUCGCGUUUCCGGAAUUUGAACAUCUCACCGAGGAAAAACGCGCUGAAUUACGAGAGAAAUUUUUCUACAAACAUUAUUUAAACUAUUAGGAAUAUUAUUAUUAUUAUAAACAUAAAAUUUAAAACAUAACAGAAUAACAUAUUAUACAUUGCUUUAUA
Molecule: messenger RNA, 1516 nt
Organism: Dalotia coriaria
Lineage: Eukaryota; Metazoa; Arthropoda; Insecta; Coleoptera; Staphylinidae
Product: fatty acyl-CoA reductase 1-like
Exons: 6
Coding region: 98-1447 (449 amino acids)
Biological process (GO): long-chain fatty-acyl-CoA metabolic process
Cellular component (GO): peroxisome
Molecular function (GO): alcohol-forming very long-chain fatty acyl-CoA reductase (NADP+) activity
Source: RefSeq, a predicted model, not a curated record